GUCUGUGUAGAUACGCGGGCGCCGCCUGCAUUCAAUUUGUUCACGACCGCAGUGACGCAGUUCUGCCCCAAAUUGAACAAUAAACAAAUAUUAGCGUUCUUUAUAAAAAAAAUAAGAAAAGGAACGCCGAGAGUGAUGGAACGCUGGAGGGGCAGAGUUGCUCUCGUCACCGGAGCCUCGGUUGGAAUCGGAGCGGCCAUUGCUAAAGAGUUGGUCAGUUUCGGUAUGAUAGUGGUGGGCUGUGCGAGGGACCUGGACAAAUUAAAGUCCGUGGCAGCCGAGUGUCUCAGUGAAGGCCACAGUGGCGUUCUGGUACCGUUCAAGUGCGACCUGACUAGUGAAGAGGAUAUCGCUUCCAUGUUCUCGGCUAUCAAGGCCCAGCAUAAGGGCGUGGACGUGUGCAUCAACAACGCAGGCGCAGCUCAUCCUGAACCCCUGCUGAGUGGCAGAACAAGCGGCUGGAAGAACAUGUUGGACCUGAACGUCCUCGCCUUGUCCAUAUGUUCACGAGAGGCUUAUCAGUCCAUGAAGGACAGAAAUGUUGACGACGGACAUAUUAUCAACAUAAACAGCAUGGCCGGUCAUCGCAUGGUCAGCAACCCAGAUGUGCACUUCUACAGCGCCACCAAGUUUGCAGUGACGGCGCUGACGGAGGCUCUGAGGCGGGAGCUGCGAGAGGCCAACUCCCACAUCCGUACCUCUUGUAUUUCCCCUGGCCUGGUGGAGACUGAAUUUGCUCUUCGUCUCUACAGUGGCGACGCUGAAAAAGCUGACAAAGCUUUCAGCAAAUACAAGCCGCUGGACGCUAAAGAUGUUGCUGAUGCUGUCACCUACGUCCUCAGUGCCCCUCCACACGUGCAGGUUGGUGAUGUUCAGAUGAGACCCGUGGAGCAGUCCUUGUAGAAGCAGUUCUAAAACUAAUGUAACUAACGCUCUUAUUGUGCAUUCUUUCAUUUCUAUCUUUUGGAAAUGAUGAUUACACUCUAAAGUAAAAAAAAAAAAAAAAAAAGUGCACUUUGUCAUUACUAAUCACCUAUAACACAUUUGCAACAGCAUAAAAAAUACAAUUAUACAAAAAGGAUAAACAAUUAAAAACAAAGUGAUUGUCAGCAUACAACGAUGCCUUCAAUGUCUAGUUUAUUUCAAGUCACCUGGACCACUGCAAUGCACUUUAUGCUGGCAAUAGCCAAAAAGCUCUCCCCCGGUUACAGUUAUUCCAGAACGCGGCAGCACGACUUUUAACAGGGGCCAGGAAACGCGAGCAUCAUUUUUAAGACUUUGCACUGGCUCCCUGUUCAUUUUAGAAUUUAUUUUAAAAUUUUGCUGUUUGGUUUUAAAGCUUAGCAUGGAUUGGCACCUCAUUGUAUCCAAAUUUACACUCCUGCGCGCGCUCUGAGAUCCGAGAGCCAGCUCCAGCUGGUGGUGCCCAAGACGAGACAUAAAACCAGCGGAGACAGGGCCUUCUCUAAGCUCUGGAACACUCUGCCCCUCCAUGUUCGAACUGCUCCCACAGUGGAGUGUUUUAAGUCUCGUCUUAAGACCCACUUUUAUUCUCUGGCUUUUAACACUACGUGAGUUGUGUGGUCCUCUGUGUUUUUAAAAUGUUUUUUCUAUUUACUGUUUUAAUUGGUUUUACUCUUUAAAAUCGUUUUUAAUCAUAUCUAUUUUUAUAUUUAUUUAUUUUGUUUUUAUUCAGUCAUUGGUGGAGCUAAAGAUAGUAUUUGAAUCUUGUUUUUAAUAUUUUUGUGCAGCACUUUCGAAACAUUUUGUUGUUU
Nerophis lumbriciformis (worm pipefish) is the source of this 1775-nucleotide messenger RNA. Its product is annotated as dehydrogenase/reductase SDR family member 11-like. The record is from RefSeq and is a predicted model, not a curated record. NCBI's taxonomy places the organism in Eukaryota, Metazoa, Chordata, Actinopteri, Syngnathiformes, Syngnathidae. Gene Ontology annotation, molecular function: oxidoreductase activity.